Messenger RNA from Boleophthalmus pectinirostris (great blue-spotted mudskipper), 467 nucleotides. RefSeq names its product gonadotropin-releasing hormone 3 (gene gnrh3). Gene Ontology annotation, molecular function: hormone activity. Bases 141 to 419 code for a protein of 92 amino acids. Gene Ontology annotation, cellular component: extracellular region. NCBI's taxonomy places the organism in Eukaryota, Metazoa, Chordata, Actinopteri, Gobiiformes, Gobiidae. The record is from RefSeq and is a predicted model, not a curated record. The transcript is spliced from 4 exons. Gene Ontology annotation, biological process: multicellular organism development.
AUUUUGUGUGCCAUUAGUCCCUGAAUGUGUCACACACCUGCAGAGAGGGGAUUAUGGUCCUGACAGCUGCCUCGUGCGACACCUAUAAAACCCCCUCUGGCUAAUGCACAACAUGCUAACAAGGCAAACACAAAGCGCAAAUGGAAGCUAGCAACAGUAGCAAAGUGAUGGUGCAGGUGUUUCUGUUGGCGCUAGUGCUUCAGGUCACUCUGUCCCAGCACUGGUCCUACGGCUGGUUACCGGGUGGCAAGAGGAGCGUGGGAGAGCUGGAGGCGACCAUUAGAAUGAUGGGUACGGGAGGUGUGGUGUCUCUUCCUGACGAGACAAGUGCCCAAACCCAGGAGAGGCUCAGACCAUACAAUGUAAUUAAUGAUGAUUCCAGUCAUUUCAACCGAAAGAAAAGGUUUCCUUCUGAAUAAAAAUGAGAAAAACUAACAGACUGUAAUAAGAUGGGAAUGAUAAGUGAA